UCUUCAACCACUUUCAGCUCGGUCGACAACCAUCAUCAGAAUAAUAUGCGUGCGCGCUUAUCCAGACUAUUUAUUGCGCCUAUUUAUCCGAUAUAAUCUGACACUAAGUCUCGAUGAAAUAUUUCUCUGUGGUCCUAAUCUAUGUGGGAAAAUAAAUAUGGAUAUCACAUCACUUUUUAGAACGGCCGUGAUAGCCGUGUUGCAAUCCUGCAAGCCAUGCAUGUCAGGUCAAGUACGGACUCUCUCCAUGUCGGACUCCCGCAUGACAUGACGCAUUUACUUCUUUAUUUGAUUCCUACAAAUAACGUGCUCACACUUCACCGACUCUUUUUUUGCUCCUAUCCUAUCCUACACUUUCUGAGAUCAACUCUGCCUCAAUCUCUCUUGUCGGAAUACUUUUCUGUGCGGGAUUCCAAUCGGGCUGCUCAUUACUCGUAUCAAUCAGUAUCAAGGGCAUUCUCAGUAUAUAAUGAGGAUCCUCUGUCUUCACGGCUUCGGCACAAGCGGCGCCAUCUUGAAAAGUCAAACAGUUGCCUUCCGGAACAAGCUUGACAGCUCUUACAGCUUCGACUUUGUGGAUGCUCCCUUCCGCUGCGGUGCUGCACCAGGAGUAGAUGCACUAUGGCUCAGCUCGGGAAAUUUCACAUGGUGGCCUCAGGCUACCCCACAAGCCAUCCGUGCCGCUCACCUUUGGCUCGACGAGUACAUGGCUGAUAAUGGUCCAUAUGAUGCCAUCUUGUGCUUCUCUCAAGGCUGCGCCUUAGUCGGAAGCUACUUGCUGUACCACGCCCGCGAGACUCCCGACGCUCCCCUUCCUUUCAAGUCAGUCGUCUUCAUCUGUGGCGGUAUGCCUUUCGCCUCACUGGAAGAUCUGGGUAUCCGCGUCUCACAACGGGCUCAUGAUAUCAAUGAUCGCACUGGCAAGGCCCUCAAGGCCAAGGCGGCAGAACUUCAAAACCUAGCCAAGAAUCCCGACAAGAUUAAGCCUGGGGUUGGUCUCUGGGACAACACAGUGGAUCUAUGUCACGAUCCCAGAAAGAUGCCUAACCCGACAGACGUCUUUGGACUGGACUUUACCACUUUCCCACAGGAUUUGCGCAUCACGAUACCUACUGUCCAUAUUUACGGUGGUAAGGACCCGAAAUGGCCAUCCAGUAUGCAGCUGGCGUACUUUUGUAACAACAGGAAAAUGUACGACCACCAAGGAGGCCAUGAUGUGCCCAGAUCUACCGAAGUUUCUCUACGAAUAGCACAGCUGGUACGAGACGUCAUUGCGCAAACAGUCUAAGACUGAAGAAACCCCGAUCUCGUAUCUCGUAUCUGUUGCUCAACCCCGGAGAUUCUUGAUGGCAUUCUUCUGAAUGUGUCAGACUCUUGGCGUGCUACCUUACCAGGCAACAGAAGACUGAAAAGAGUUCUUUGAUGCAGCAAAUAUCAACCGAAGGAUAAUAAAGGGGGCUUAGACAUCUCAGGACAACAACGUCUAAAUUGGGAUUUAGGGACUGCCAGUUCACAACAAUCCAAUCGCACUAAAUUAGGGUAUUCCAGCACUGGCAAAGGCUGGGAGGUAUGCCUAGGUCUCGAUUCCUCCAAUCUCGUUGAGCUGGACAAGGUUUACGGUUGACGGAUAUGGGGACUCGGAUACUAGUUCCCGCUUGGCGCAAUAGAAUGCGCAAAGGAUGGCGGCUGUGUUUCCCGCUAAUAAUAGGACCAAACGCAACUAGGACUCAAACCACCCCUGACUAAACCCGAGUGGAUGUUCUGACCGUCCGCUUCGAAUAUUGUUCCAAGCCACUAGGGAGUCCGUUGUUUUUCUGCCAUGAGAACCAGUUCAAGCCCCUACAACACACACCCACCCUGUACGAGUUGUUGGGAGAUGAUAGGUGCCGAGAAAGCCAAGGGGCCUAGUGAAUGGGUCAAACUGAUCGCGUGGGAGACAGCUGCUGGAAUCAGUCCACCGACAGCUUGGCUGCCCUACGGAUGGAUCAAGUCUCGAUAUAAAUCAUUCGCUUGGCAUAUUUCUAGGGCAUUUCGAGAUCCUCGGCGCUAACACGAGAUCAGAUGCGUACUAUGUAUGGUGUAGAGUGGCGAUCAUUCAAGCGCGGAAUCCCCUUCAGUAUAUAAGAUGAAGCGAGACACUCUGUGGUUGUUUCGACAUUCUCCUACUGCACCCCAUCGCUCCCUCCCGAAUCUCCUCAAUCAAAGUCACUCAUUUGCGGGACUCGCCGCAUCUGUUCGUUGGAGUCUGUCUCUCGUUUGUUUCUCAAAGUCUUUCUUUAAUAUACAGGUCUCGCCAUUCCCAUAAUUGGCCUCACACUCACUAUUCUUAAUAUAUGAUUUGUCA
Pyricularia grisea is the source of this 2344-nucleotide messenger RNA. RefSeq lists its product as uncharacterized. The transcript has 2 exons. The coding region runs from base 470 to 1288 and encodes 272 amino acids. The record is from RefSeq and is a predicted model, not a curated record. Lineage: Eukaryota; Fungi; Ascomycota; Sordariomycetes; Magnaporthales; Pyriculariaceae. Gene Ontology annotation, cellular component: cytoplasm; nucleus.